This is a messenger RNA of Arachis duranensis, 1280 nucleotides long. RefSeq lists its product as uncharacterized. Bases 162 to 1073 code for a protein of 303 amino acids. Gene Ontology annotation, biological process: biosynthetic process; mitochondrial respiratory chain complex I assembly. The transcript is spliced from 2 exons. NCBI's taxonomy places the organism in Eukaryota, Viridiplantae, Streptophyta, Magnoliopsida, Fabales, Fabaceae. The record is from RefSeq and is a predicted model, not a curated record. Gene Ontology annotation, cellular component: mitochondrion.
GCCCAUUCGCGAGAAUUUUCCCUCCUUUGCACCAGAGAAGAGCCAUCUACAUUUUUGGUUGCAAUAACAAUAACGAACCUAUCACGUUUAUUUUCUUUGCAGUGACGAGCAAACAAAAACCAUCCCCGUUAUACUGUUUCGGGCACCCAGGUGAAGCUUUGAUGACUGGUACUCCGGCAGUUAGCAGCUUAAGAGCAGCUUUCUCGUAUUGUGUACAACAAGUGCGUAGCUAUGAUUAUCAUCACUAUCUUUGCCUUCUUGAACUGCCCCCAUCUAUGCGGAAGGCAGCAUUUGCACUCCGCGCCUUGAAUGUUGAAACAUCUAGAGCUAUGGAUGUAGCUUCAGAUACCAGGAUCGGUCUUAUGCGCCUUGUAUGGUGGCAAGAGGCCAUAGACAAAAUGUACUCCAAUAAAUUGAUUGAACACCCAACAGCGCAGGCCCUUUCGUCUGUGAUAGCAGAGACCAAGCUUAGUAAGACAUGGUUGAAACGAUCUGUUGAAGCCAGGAUCAAUGACGCAAGAAGAGAGGACACUGAAAUGCCAGAAACCAUUCAAGAAUUGGAGAAAUAUGCUGAGGACACAGUAUCAACCAUGCUUUACUUGACCCUUCAAGCUGGUGGGAUCAAUUCAACUGCAGCAGACCAUGCAGCCUCACACAUUGGAAAGGCCAGCGGCAUUCUCCUUCUCCUCAAAUCACUGCCGUAUCAUGCAAGCCGCAACCGCCAUUUUUCUUACAUACCAACUGAAGUGGCAUUCAAGCAUGGUUUGAUAGUUAAACAAGGCGGUCGAGACGAGGUACGAUUGGAUCCUCGUGAGGGGCUUCGCAAUGCUGUUUUCGACAUGGCAUCGGUAGCCAAUGCUCACUUACAGAAAGCUCGGCAGUUGGCCAAGAGUGUCCCUGCUGAGGCAGUUCCAGUGCUCCUGCCAGCAGUGCCUGCUGAGGUUAUCUUAAAUACCCUAAGUAAGUUCCAAUUUGAUGUGUUUGAUUCAAGGCUAGCAAAAGGAGUUCUGGGAAUACCCCCUUUGUGGUACCAACUCAAACUGAAGUGGGUUUCAUGGAGAGGAAAGUACUGAGAAGUUAUGUUAUGUAUCCUAUCUCAAAUGUUAGAAAUUUUUCAUAAAAUUUCCCCCUGAUUAGAAGAGAUAGCUUCUAUAUUUUGUGUCUUAAUAAAAGAUACGUUUCUUGUGUUCAAAGACAAUAACUAAGGUGAUAUUAACUUAUCAAGUAUCUCUGGAGAUUAUUUGAUUUCAAAUUUCAAUCUCAAGCAUUAGUUUGUACUU